ACCUCAUCUCUGUGCUGCCUAGAGGAGCGACCCCGCAUCAGUCCCAGGCUGUAGUCCACCUGGAACCGCGAUAUAAGUAAUAGGUUACGAGGUCAGAUCCUGCAAUGGGAUGUAGUCUCUCUCGGAUGAGCGAAACCAAGAGACAAACCCAGAGAGAGCGUCCGUCGAAACCUGUACAGUAACGUCAUAUUCGUGCAGAGCCGGCAAGCCGACUGAAAGCAGCAGCUCUGCCGCCGAACCGAAAUGUCGGAUGUCACGUCACCAACUCCAGAACCUCCUCAAAUCGUCAACCCUCCACCUCCCGAGGUGACGAACGCCACUAAACCCGGCCGCAAGACCAAUCAGCUGCAGUACAUGCAGAAUGUCGUGGUCAAGACUCUGUGGAGGCAUCAGUUCGCCUGGCCUUUUUACCAGCCAGUCGACGCCAUCAAGCUCGGAUUGCCGGAUUAUCACAAGAUAAUAAAGAAUCCUAUGGAUAUGGGCACCAUCAAGAAAAGGCUAGAGAACGUGUACUACUGGAGCGCCAGUGAAUGUAUGCAAGACUUCAAUACAAUGUUUACCAACUGUUACAUCUACAACAAGCCAACAGAUGACAUCGUUUUAAUGGCUCAAGCAUUGGAGAAGAUCUUCCUGCAGAAGGUUGCUCUGAUGCCCCAAGAGGAAGUGGAGCUGCUUCCUCCUGCCCCUAAAGGCAAAGGCCGGAAACCUGGACCAGGUCAGCAGGAGGGGACAGUGACUUCUGGCUCGCCAACCUCAGCAUUCCCGGGUGCCACUUCGCCAGGCUCUCAACCGCCAGUCAUCUCUCCUCCAGUGCCUGCUGUCACACCCAGCACACCCACUGUACAGAACACACCCGCCACCCCCAUCAUGCCUGGCAUGCCUCCCUCGCAACCCUUCGGCAAAAAAGGGGUAAAGAGGAAAGCAGACACCACCACACCCACUACCUCUGCCAUCACGGCCAGCAGCAGCGAAUCGCCCAACCCUCUCUCCGAAAGCAAGCAAGCCAAAGUGGCACUGCGGAGAGAGAGCACCGGGCGAGCCAUCAAACCACCGAAAAAGGACUUGGACGAUGGAGAAGCGGGUCAGCCCGGAGGCAAACGAGGCCGGCUCACGGAGCACCUCAAACACUGCGACACCAUCCUGAAAGAAAUGCUGUCCAAGAAGCACGCUGCGUACGCCUGGCCGUUUUACAAGCCCGUUGACGCCGAAGCACUCGAACUGCACGACUACCAUGACAUCAUCAAACACCCCAUGGACUUAAGUACAGUCAAAAAAAAGAUGGACGCUCGGGAGUAUCCAGAUGCACAGAGCUUCGCCUCUGACGUGCGAUUAAUGUUCUCAAAUUGUUAUAAGUACAACCCACCUGAUCACGAGGUUGUCGCCAUGGCACGUAAACUGCAGGACAUGUUUGAGAUGCGCUUCGCUAAGAUGCCCGACGAGCCGGCGGAGGUGAACGUGGCGGGCGCUGCUGCUGGAGCGGGCGUGGUCAGUAAAAGCACGGCGAGCAGUGAGAGCAGCGGCGACUCCUCUAGUUCGGACAGCUCCGACUCUGAGGAGGAGAGAGCCACACGCCUCGCCGAGCUGCAGGAACAGGUGGGUGCGGAACAGCUGAAAGCCGUCCACGAGCAGCUAGCUGCUCUGUCGCAGGCUCCUGUCAGCAAACCAAAGAAGAAGAAAGAGAAGAAGGACAAGGACAAGAAGAAGAAAGACAAUAAGCUCAACAAAGGCAAGCUAGAGGACGAUAAGAAGCCAAAAGCGGGGCAGCUUGUGAAACCGCCCCAGCCGAAAAAGGCGCCGGCCAGGAAAGCUAACAGCACUGUCCCUGGCAACAGGCAAGCUAAGAAGGGCGCCAGAGGCUACGAAUCGGAGGACGAAGACACGGCUCUACCCAUGACGUACGACGAGAAGCGGCAGCUGAGUCUGGACAUCAACCGGCUGCCCGGAGAGAAGCUGGGCCGGGUGGUACACAUCAUCCAGUCCCGCGAGCCCUCGCUGCGAGACUCCAACCCCGACGAGAUCGAGAUCGACUUCGAGACGCUCAAACCCUCCACCCUGCGUGAGCUCGAGCGAUACGUCAAAACCUGUUUACAGAAGAAACAGAGGAGACCUUUACAGAAAGGUGGCGCCGGACCAGGGUCGGGUCCCUCACGGCUCAGCGGAAGCAGCAGCUCUUCAGACUCGGGCAGCAGCAGCUCCAGCGGCUCCACUUCAGACAGCAGUGACUCCGACUGAUCCCUUUUUUAUUUCCACUUUUAAUUUCUUCUUCUCCUUUUUUUUUUUUUUUUUUUUUUUUAAAUGUCGUAUGCAGUCGUGAUCGUUUCCUCUAAGACUUUUUAUAAGAGAGAGAGAGAAAAAACAAUGAAAAUGCAUCAUGUCUGAACUCGAUUUUGUUUUUCUAAGAAAUACUGUUAUGGGGGGGGGGAUGACAAAAAAAAAAAAUCAAGUUAAAUUAAGUGAUUUACGUAUUUCCACUGACCACAAAAGGGAUGUUUUUUUUUUAGAUAAGCCAAGCUAUAAAAAAAAAAUAAAAAACAUUUCCGAAGCGUCCGUGGAUGCAGUGGAUACAGAAUCUUCACAACCUGCUUGUUGGGGGGAUUAAAAAAAAAAAAAAAACACCAGAGGGCAAGAAAGAAAAAUACCCGGAGCUCAUGGACAGCUUUUCUUUGUGUGUUUUUGUUUUUAAAUGCUCCUCUUCAUGCGCAGGCUGUGUAUUUAUUUUUGUAUUUUUUCUUGAUUUCUUUACAGCUGAAUUUUUUUUUUUCCUGUCUUCCUUGCUUUUUUUUUUUUUUUUUUUCCUUUAUACUCCUUUGUGCCAUCAAUAGAUUCAUGUAAAUUUUUUUCUCGUUUUUUUUUAAAUAUAAAUAUAUAAACAUUUCACAGAAAUCAGUGAUGUAUCCGUGUCCACUCGGACGGUCAUCUGCUUCCAUGUUUUAGAACUAAGAAAGACAGACAAUUCUUAAGUCACCCUAAAAUAUUGCAUUUUUGUAAAGCGGCUUCACAACGAGUGUGUGAGAGUGAGUGAGAGAGAGAGAGAGAGAGAGAGAGAAGUAGUGAUCAAUCCAACACUCAGUGCAUCGAGGUGCUAGUCUUCCUUUUUUUUUUUCUUUUUUUUUU
Messenger RNA from Hemibagrus wyckioides, 3114 nucleotides. RefSeq names its product bromodomain containing 3a (gene brd3a). Lineage: Eukaryota; Metazoa; Chordata; Actinopteri; Siluriformes; Bagridae. Gene Ontology annotation, biological process: chromatin remodeling; regulation of DNA-templated transcription. The transcript is spliced from 11 exons. The coding region runs from base 244 to 2232 and encodes 662 amino acids. The record is from RefSeq and is a predicted model, not a curated record. Gene Ontology annotation, cellular component: chromatin; nucleus.